AUGAGCCCUAUCUCCCGAGUCGUCACCUUCACUCCUAAGCCGGAGAAGAUCGAGGAAUCUCUCGCUGAAUGUGCUAAGUUCGCCAAAGUUGUCGAAGAUGCCGAGCCAGGCUGUCUUAUGUACAAAGUAUCGAAGACCAAGCCUUUGUCAGGUGACGGGCCAGAGCAAAUUGUUAUGGCUAUGAUAUUCAAAGAUGAGGCAGCUUUCAAAGCUCAUGAGGAGAGUGCUCAUGUCCAAUCAUACAAGGCGGAUAGCAAGGCAGCCGAGUAUUUGACGGCACCACCUGAUGUUAGAGUUGUCACUCCUGCGGGAGGAUUCAGCAGAACUUAA
This is a messenger RNA of Botrytis porri, 330 nucleotides long. RefSeq lists its product as uncharacterized. The coding region runs from base 1 to 330 and encodes 109 amino acids. The record is from RefSeq and is a predicted model, not a curated record. NCBI's taxonomy places the organism in Eukaryota, Fungi, Ascomycota, Leotiomycetes, Helotiales, Sclerotiniaceae. The transcript has 3 exons.